UGCAGAUAUCAACGCAAGGGAAUUACCCUCACGAAAGCUCACUAUGCUCUCCUAUCUCCCUGUCCUUGCCCUCCUAUGGGCCCCCACACUCGCAACAAUCCCUAGCUUGUCUGGCUACCACGUCGUCUGGUCCGAUGACUUCAAUGGCGACCAUUACGCUGGCGUCGACCACAGCAAAUGGGUGCAAAUCGCUAAAUCCAAUAACGCUAACGGAGAGGUGGAAACCUACACAUCGGGCACCGACAAUGUUCAUCUUUCGGGUGAUGGUCAGCUGUACAUCGUACCCACCAAGUCUGAUGGGAAAUGGUAUUCGGGCCGCCUCGAGAGCAACACUGCGCAGGUGUGCGACACUGGCGGAGCUAUGAUAUUUCAGUCCGAGCUUUGGGUUCCCGACUUUACCGGCAGCCCAGCCAAAUUUGCUGGUCUCUGGCCAGCCUUCUGGGCGAAAGGAAACAACUAUCGUAGCAGCGGGGUCCCAUGGCCAAAAUGUGGCGAGUGGGACAUUUUCGAGGUGACGGAUAAGAUGAGCAACCAGAACCAAGGAACGCUGCACUUCCAGGACGCAAACGGCAAUCACAAUGGGGCAUUCAACGGCAGGGUAACCUACCAGGGCGGACAGUACCAUACUUGGGCGUUCAAGGUGGAUCUCCGCAACUCCGACUGGACGAAGCAGAGUUUGAUAUGGUAUCUGGACGGUGUUCAAUUUUACUCUGUCACGGGUGCUAUGGUCGGGACGUACCAGCAGUGGGUACAACUAGCCCAAAGCACAUACUAUAUCAUUCUGAAUGUAGCCGUUGGUGGAGGAUAUCCAGGAAAUCCAACCGCGAGCACUGUCAGUGGGUAUGAUGCCUCUAUGAGGGUCAAGUACGUGGCUAUCUAUAAGACCAAUUAAAGGAUACGCCUUUAUAUUGAGAGUAAAUAGAGAAAUAUAGCUAUAGAGAGAGUGAUUCGAUGACUUGGGAGAUACAUGGAGACGUGCUAUUUGGGCUGGGUUCAGCUGUAUACCCUACACAUAAAAUACUUAGCUAUUCAAAGCCGCGUGUUGACGUUUGCAUAUUAAUGUCUCUUGGUUUCACAGUCAAAGAAUUCA
This is a messenger RNA of Trichoderma harzianum CBS 226.95, 1090 nucleotides long. RefSeq names its product glycoside hydrolase family 16 protein. The transcript has a single exon. Lineage: Eukaryota; Fungi; Ascomycota; Sordariomycetes; Hypocreales; Hypocreaceae. Gene Ontology annotation, molecular function: hydrolase activity, hydrolyzing O-glycosyl compounds. The record is from RefSeq and is a predicted model, not a curated record. The coding region runs from base 44 to 892 and encodes 282 amino acids. Gene Ontology annotation, biological process: carbohydrate metabolic process.